Messenger RNA from Leptosia nina, 1650 nucleotides. NCBI's taxonomy places the organism in Eukaryota, Metazoa, Arthropoda, Insecta, Lepidoptera, Pieridae. The record is from the annotation of a GenBank genome assembly.
AUGCCGACCAAAAACAAUUUAAAAUUUGAUGAUACAAUACAGUGUUGUUUUUAUUCCUGCGAAAAAUAUUCUUACAAAGAUUGGGAAAACCUGUGUGCUAGUGUAAAUGAUUUAAUCUCGAAUUUGUCUAAAGAUUACCUAUGGAAUAGAGAUGAAUUCAAAGUGUGUAUGUCCUUACAACCAAACACUGAAAACAAUGCUGCUCAUUUGACAAGUGUUACUUGUUUUGGAGACAACAUUGAAGAUGAAUGGUUCAUAGUGUAUUUGUUAUAUGAAAUAACUAAAGUACACUGCGAUUUAGUUGUUUAUGUGGAAGACAGUGAUGGCUGUUUUCUACUGAUAGAGGCCGCAGACUAUAUUCCUGAUUGGUUACAUCCUGACAAUGCAGAAAACAGAGUUUUCAUUUAUCAAAACAAUAUACAUGUGAUUUAUCCUGAAUUAAUAAGUUUGGAUGAGGAGGUUGAUAUAAGCAAUGCUGUUGAAUUAAUUUCAAGUAAUAAAGAAAAAACUAAAGCACAACCUGAAGUGCAAACAGCAAUUUUUAAAAGGAUUAAUGGUUAUCCACAAAAAAUUCAAGAGGAUAUACACAAUUGUGUUGUAAGCUUACCUCUUGAACUAGCAACAAUUUUAAUGUUCAAACCAUCACUGAUUUCACCCAUUGUUAACGCUUAUUGCAAUUAUGACAUAUUUGAUGCAAAAACUUGCCAAAACAUGAAAUAUCAAAAUUGUAUUGAUACGCAGGUGAAGUUUCCCAAGUUAUUAUAUGCUAUGCUUCUAAAGUCUAAGCCUAUAAAAAGCUUAUUUAAAAGUUGCAAUAUAAUAAGUGAAGAAAGGAAAAUCUUGCUUGGAUUUAAACUUACAUGUGGUUAUCAAAUUAUUAUGAACCAAUCAGAAAAAGAUGUUUUAUCAUCACAUGGAUAUAAAAAAUUUCUUAAUAGUUUACAAAAAACUGGUUAUUUCAAAGAAAACAUUGAAGGUUCUAAAGAAUACACUGAACUACUAGAUAAAGCUACAACCUAUUUUCUUAAUAUAGAAUGUCCUUUAAACACUUAUACAUGCAAUGAAAUUUUAUCUAUUAAAACAAAUGAAGCUUUUCUCAGAAUGAAAGAUACUCUUAGAAAUGGUACAAAUAAUGUACUUAUGGAAGAUAAUGACGAUUGGUUAAAUAUUACCCCUGAUCAAUUGAAUGAAUUAUUAACAAAACAGUUUAAGCCUGGAGCUACUGCACUUCAAACAAAUGAAAUUAGUCCACAAAACAUGACCUCAGCUUUGAAAGAAUUUUUAAAUAAUCAAUCGGAUUAUGAGGGAAUAGAGAAACCAUUGGAAAGUGUGGACAAAGAUACAAUAGAUUUUGAUCCUGAUGAUUUUAAAAAUUGUAUUGAAAAAUAUUUAAAUAUGCUUACAUUAAAUAAUAAUGCUAAUGAAUUAAACGAAAAUAGUGAAUGUAGUGAAGAUGAUGAAAUUAGUCAAAGUAUUGAAAAGGAACUUGAAGCCAAAUUUCGCUUCAUAGCUAAAAGAGGUGAAAAUACUGUAAGGGAUAAUUUAGUACAAAGUAUGAAAGAAGAGGGGCUUACAGGACCUGCAAGUAAUGUAUUAAAAACUAUUGGUUUCAAAAAAACAGAUUUAUUGGAUUCCGAUGAUGAUGAAUAA